ACAGUCAACGACCGUUGUUUGCGCGGAACGACGACGAAUGAGCAAUAAAAACCGACGGCCGGCGUGUUCGCUACCAUAUCGUAUAGACAUAAUGAAUUAUAGGCAAUAAUAAUAAUAAUAUAAUAAGUGAUCGUUUCGUUCGAGUGGACGAAAAGACGCCGCCGUCGAUCACUCGUCCGCGUAACCCGAGUGGAUAGGUGUAUAUUUACUACUCUCUCGGCGACUGCCGUCGCACAGCACGAACCAGACGCGCGUUGACCAGUCGUCGCCAUCAUGGGGUGUUACGUGGAGAUAGUGACGCUCCUGUACUCCGCGUCGCUGGCCAUGUCCGCAUUUUUUCAGAACAACCUGUUGCUGCGGAAGGCGUGCAACUCGACUGUGCCGUUCGGCGAGUGCACCGACGGCGAGGCGAACGCCCAGCACAUCGUGUCGGCCAUUUACUCGUGGAAAGCAUUAAUACAGUACACCAUUCCCAUCGUGUUGAUCAUACUCGCGGGUCCAUGGAGUGACAGCCAUGGCAGACGACGUAGACCAUUAAUUUUACUACCACUUGUAGGUCAAGUAUUAACUGAUAGCUUAUGCAUAUUAAAUGUUUAUUAUUGGAAUUGGUCUCCACAAAUCGCUGCACUUUUUGAAGCCAUAACACCGGGAUUAUUUGGCGCUAGAAAUAUGUUCUGGGUAGGUGUAAUAUCGUAUAUAUCAGAUAGUUGUACAAAUGAAUCUAGAACAUUGAAAUACGGAAUAAUAAAUGCAAUUUACACUAUUAGUACUUUAAUUGGAACAGGACUAGCAGGGUUUAUAAAUGUUGGAUUAGGAUUUUAUGGAGCCUUUUUGGUACCUAUUCUGUUAAAUUUAACCGCUUUUAUGGUUGGUAUAAUAUUUAUAAAUGAAACUUCUUUGCCUUACGAUAAAAACAUUGUUUGGCUAAAACCAAAAUAUUUUAUGCAAAAUUAUUUGAGUGUAUUUAAAGGAAGCAGUAAACAUUAUUCAAUUACGUUAGUAGCAUUACUAUUAUGUCAAGCUGUUUUAGUGGGAAGAAUUGGAGGAGAAUAUGCUGUUACAUAUUUAUUUAUGAGAUAUAAAUUUCACUGGUAUGAAGUACAAUACAGUUAUUUUGCUGCUUACAAAAUGUUGAUGAUUUUUGUUGGUACUUUGUUUUCUGUAACUGUGUUGAGCUAUCGUCUGAAAAUAAAUGAUGCAAUUAUAGGUUAUAUUGCAUGUAUGUUUGAUAUUCUCGCCGCAGUGUGUUACGUUUUCGUUGCCGAACCUUGGCAACUAUAUAUAAUUCCACUGGUUGACUUUUUCCAUGGGACUGCACUCACUGUUUCUACUUCAUUGACAUCUAAAAUCGUAGACAACGAAAAACUUGGUAGAUUAAACUCUGUUCAAGGACUAAUGAGCACAAUUAUGUCAUUCGUUGUAGUUUCGUUGUACAGUGCAAUUUAUAAUUUAACAUUUGAAUAUUUACCCGGUGCUGUGUUUUUGUUAAAUAUCAUUUUAACUUUUCCUGUGUUAAUAAUAUUUAUGAUUAUUUACUGUAAAUGCAAACACAUGUGGACAACAAAAGAAAUAACGAAAUCUUAACAAAGGUUUUAGAUAUAGUUUUUAAAUUUCUAUUGUAAGUUACGAAAAGACAGUGUAUAUUGUAUAAUUUAAUAUUAUUAUCAUUUGUUUUAAUGACAUUUUAAUGAGUUAGUUAGUUUUAUAAAGUAUUAUUUAAUAUAAUUUUUCCAUCAGUUAAAUUAAAAAUGAAUUGCUUAAGAAAUCUUCCCGGAGAAAUCGGAGAAUAAAUCUAAUAAGAUUCAAUAUGCGGCUACCAAUUGUUUGUGAUUAUGUAAUCAACACAGUUAAAUGUAGAUAAAUUGAAUUGUUUCGUA
This is a messenger RNA of Rhopalosiphum maidis (corn leaf aphid), 1877 nucleotides long. Its product is annotated as proton-coupled folate transporter-like. Bases 274 to 1584 code for a protein of 436 amino acids. The transcript is spliced from 7 exons. Gene Ontology annotation, cellular component: membrane. Lineage: Eukaryota; Metazoa; Arthropoda; Insecta; Hemiptera; Aphididae. Gene Ontology annotation, biological process: transmembrane transport. The record is from RefSeq and is a predicted model, not a curated record. Gene Ontology annotation, molecular function: transmembrane transporter activity.